Messenger RNA from Stegastes partitus (bicolor damselfish), 1688 nucleotides. RefSeq names its product tubulin, beta 4B class IVb-like (gene tubb4bl). The transcript is spliced from 4 exons. Gene Ontology annotation, biological process: microtubule-based process. The record is from RefSeq and is a predicted model, not a curated record. The coding region runs from base 52 to 1386 and encodes 444 amino acids. Gene Ontology annotation, molecular function: GTPase activity; structural constituent of cytoskeleton; GTP binding. Lineage: Eukaryota; Metazoa; Chordata; Actinopteri; Pomacentridae. Gene Ontology annotation, cellular component: microtubule.
AUCUCUGCAGCUCGGAUCCGCUCGAUCAGCUUCUUGCCCAUCUGUUCCAAAAUGCGCGAAAUUGUGCAUUUGCAGGCCGGCCAGUGUGGAAACCAGAUCGGAGCCAAGUUCUGGGAGGUGAUCAGUGAUGAGCAUGGUAUUGAUCCUACCGGUACCUACCAUGGAGACAGCGAUCUCCAGCUAGACAGGAUCAGCGUCUACUACAAUGAGGCCACAGGUGGGAAGUAUGUGCCCAGAGCCAUCUUGGUGGAUCUGGAGCCCGGAACGAUGGAUUCAGUCAGGUCCGGUCCCUUCGGGCAGAUCUUCAGACCUGACAACUUUGUCUUUGGCCAGAGUGGAGCUGGAAACAACUGGGCAAAGGGCCACUACACUGAGGGAGCUGAGCUGGUGGACUCUGUCCUGGAUGUAGUGAGAAAAGAGGCCGAGAGCUGCGACUGCCUGCAGGGCUUCCAGCUCACUCACUCCCUGGGUGGCGGUACCGGCUCUGGCAUGGGCACCCUGCUUAUCAGCAAGAUUCGCGAGGAGUAUCCUGAUCGCAUCAUGAACACCUUCAGCGUGGUGCCUUCUCCCAAAGUGUCUGACACCGUGGUGGAGCCCUACAACGCCACCCUCUCUGUCCAUCAGCUGGUGGAGAACACAGAUGAGACCUACUGCAUUGACAAUGAAGCGCUCUAUGAUAUCUGCUUCCGCACACUCAAACUCACCACCCCGACCUAUGGAGAUCUCAACCAUUUGGUGUCUGCCACCAUGAGCGGGGUGACCACCUGUCUACGUUUCCCCGGCCAGCUCAACGCUGAUCUCCGUAAACUAGCUGUCAACAUGGUGCCCUUCCCCCGUCUGCACUUCUUCAUGCCUGGGUUUGCCCCCCUCACCAGCAGGGGCAGCCAGCAGUAUCGCGCACUGUCUGUGCCUGAGCUGACUCAGCAGAUGUUUGACGCCAAGAACAUGAUGGCCGCCUGCGACCCACGUCAUGGCCGCUACCUCACUGUGGCCGCCGUCUUCAGGGGACGCAUGUCCAUGAAGGAGGUGGAUGAGCAGAUGUUGAAUGUGCAGAACAAAAACAGCAGCUACUUCGUUGAAUGGAUCCCAAACAAUGUGAAGACCGCCGUCUGUGACAUCCCACCACGUGGCCUCAAAAUGGCUGCCACCUUUAUCGGCAACAGCACAGCCAUCCAGGAGCUGUUCAAGCGCAUCUCCGAGCAGUUCACUGCCAUGUUCCGCCGUAAGGCCUUCCUCCACUGGUACACAGGCGAAGGCAUGGAUGAGAUGGAGUUCACCGAGGCAGAAAGCAACAUGAACGACCUGGUGUCUGAGUACCAGCAGUACCAGGACGCCACUGCUGAGGAGGGCGAGUUUGAGGAAGAGGGAGAAGAGGAAGUUGCAUAAAACCUCGCUGCCAAACCCAUCCCCCAACUCCAUCCCUUUACAUCCCUCUCAUUGUGAAUUGAAUGGUCAGCCACACUCAGAACAACUGUCACCAUCCAGAUUGCUGUUGCUCUAGUGUUAGACGUUGAUGUUAGCUGGUGCUAGUGAAGUUUUUGGUUCAAAUGUUUUUGUAUGUUGUGAAUGCACUGAAUUAUUGACAUCCUUUCAUUCGUCCUGUCAUUUUCAUUGCCGAAUUUAAAGAAGGCGAUUUUAACUGUGAAGCCUUGAAACUGGAGAAUGAUUAAAAUCUAAUUCAAAGGCCA